UAUAUGUAUCUCGAUCUUUGCCUGUGUUCGUCUGCUCUUUGAGGACGUAGCCAGGAUCUAUCAUCAGUCGAUACCGGUGCACCUUCUGCCAAAAUGGUUCUCGACCAGUACACCUACAUCUUUGCCAUUGGCACCUUGUUCGCCUUGCUCGAUGCCUAUAACAACGGUGCAAACGAUGUCGCCAACUCGUGGGCAACCAGUGUCUCGUCGAGAUCGGUCUCAUACAGACAAGCCAUGGUCCUUGGAACGAUAUUCGAAUUCCUGGGAGCUGUCACUGUGGGCGCACGAACUGCCGAUACGAUCAAGAAUGGCAUCAUUCCCAACGAGACCUUCCGUGACAACCCUGGCGUCCAGAUGCUUGCGUUUGCCUGUGCGCUCGCAGCUGCUUCAUCGUGGGUGAUGUGGUGUACACGACACUCGGCACAUGUAUCCUCUACCUACUCCCUGGUCUCCGCCGUCGCUGGCGUCGGUGUUGCAACCGCCGGGGCCUCGAAGGUUAAAUGGGGCUGGAACAAUGGCAAGGGUCUCGGUGCCAUCUUCGCCGGCUUAGGCAUGGCCCCUGCUAUAUCAGCUGGCUUCGGUGCUUGUAUCUUCAUGCUCAUCAAGGUGAUCGUUCACAUGCGCAAGAAUCCUGUUCCAUGGUCUGUCUACUCGUCACCCUUCUGGUUUCUGCUUGCGGCUUGUCUUUGCACGCUGUCCAUCGUCUAUAAAGGUUCGCCCAACCUUGGUCUCAGCAAGAAGCCCGGCUGGUAUAUCGCUGCAGUCACUAUGGGCACUGGCGGUGGCGUUGCUGUCCUGUCGGCCAUCUUCUUCGUCCCCUAUGUUUAUUCGAAGGUCAUCAAGAAGGACUACACCGUCAAGUGGUGGAUGGUUAUCUAUGGCCCCCUUCUCUUCAGCCGCCCAGCUCCUCCUGAUGCUGAGCGGGCCAAGGUUCCCAACUAUGCUGUCGUUCAGCAUGACGAGGACGAAUCGAAUAACUCAGUCAGUGACCAAGGGGAGGAACCUAUUGGCCAGAACGAGAAACAGCUUUGUACUUCCGAGACUGCACAGCCUACGUACAAAGAGAUCAUGGCCCAAGGAGAAGAGAGGCUACAUGCAAAGCUGAGGCAGAGUCGUGGUCCCAUGGGUUGGGCUAUGCGCACCCUUCAUGACAACCCUAUGGGCCCCGGCCAGAUCUAUGAACUUGAAAACGUGAAGAUCCUCGCCAAGCGGAUCCCUGCCAUGGUGGUCUGUGGUGCUCUCUAUGGUUUCCAUUACGACAUCCAUGCGGCACAGACGGGCAUUUCUGGCACCCCGGACGGGAGGCGAAUGGAGCGCGUCUACGGACACGCUCAGAAAUAUCCCAACGAAGUCGAACACACGUACUCAUUCGUCCAGAUCAUCACAGCUUGCACCGCAUCCUUCGCCCACGGUGCCAAUGAUAUCGGAAACUCUGUUGGUCCUUGGGCUGUUCUCUACUCCGCUUGGUCCACCGGCAGUUACACCGCUGCAAAAGCCCCCGUUCCCGUCUGGCAGCUAGCUGUCCUUGCUCUUACCAUUUCAGCCGGUCUGGUUACUUACGGCUACAACAUCAUGAAGGUGAUGGGAAACAAGAUUACGUAUCAUUCACCAAGCAGAGGAUGCUCCAUGGAAUUGGGCGCCGCUAUCACGGUCCUAGUCUUCUCUCAGUACUCUCUUCCCGUCUCUACUUCGAUGUGCAUCACUGGCGCUACCAUCGGUGUUGGUCUCUGCAACGGCACCUACAAGGCAGUUAACUGGCAACGUGUUGGACUCCUCCUCAUCUCAUGGAUCGCUACCAUUCCUAUUGCUGGUACUCUGGGAGGAAUCCUGAUGGGAUUGUUCCUGAAUGCUCCUCAUUUUUCUUAAAACAUGAAAUGAGAAAAUUUGAUGGUUGGU
Messenger RNA from Paecilomyces variotii, 1896 nucleotides. RefSeq names its product putative sodium/phosphate symporter. The record is from RefSeq and is a predicted model, not a curated record. Lineage: Eukaryota; Fungi; Ascomycota; Eurotiomycetes; Eurotiales; Thermoascaceae. Gene Ontology annotation, biological process: phosphate ion transmembrane transport. The transcript is spliced from 4 exons. Gene Ontology annotation, cellular component: membrane. The coding region runs from base 94 to 1866 and encodes 590 amino acids.